This is a messenger RNA of Carassius auratus (goldfish), 2345 nucleotides long. RefSeq names its product cytokine-like protein 1. Bases 13 to 477 code for a protein of 154 amino acids. NCBI's taxonomy places the organism in Eukaryota, Metazoa, Chordata, Actinopteri, Cypriniformes, Cyprinidae. The transcript has 4 exons. The record is from RefSeq and is a predicted model, not a curated record. Gene Ontology annotation, biological process: positive regulation of transcription by RNA polymerase II.
CGCACAGCUCAGAUGUUUUGGGCAGAGAGAGACAUGAGCGCGCAGAGACUCGCUUCUUGCUUCUUGCUUCUGGGUUUGAUCUGGUUCACGAGCUGCGCGCCGCCGACCUGUUACUCGCGCGCUCUGGAGCUCAGCAAAGAAAUCAUGAGGGAUCUGGACAAAAUACAUAAACAUGAUCGCACGAAAACAUGCGCCGAGUCUCUGCCGAAGAUGUUUCUGGACGUGCACAACUCCUGCAUCCGCUCGAAGCUGCGUGAUUUCUUGUAUGUGACUGAGAAUCUUCCGACUGAAUCCUGCCGGGAGCGUCCUCUCCUCCGUCUCCUGAAGCGCCGCGUCCGGACCCUGCUCUCCAUCAUCACCCGCGCCUGCUAUCGGGAUCUGGUGUUUUACACAGAUGACUGUGAGGCUCUGGAAACAGGAAACAUCAGUCCUCGAUACUCCGAGGAUCGGCUGGAACACGUGAUAGAGGACGCCUGAGAGAAACAACGACAGCUCCAACACUCGCCCUGAUAUUACACCCAAACAUGUUCAACAAGCACUCAUACAGACAGAGAGAGUGUGUGUGUGUGUGUGAGAGAGAGAGAGAGAGAGAGAGAGAGAGUGUGUGUGUGUGUGUGUGUGAGAGAGAGAGAGAGAGAGAGAGAGAGUGUGUGUUCUGCUGAACAUGGUGUUUUUUGAAAGAACUGGUUUUGGCUGGUAAUGCCCAGUUCUAGGUGAGGUUCUCUUUUAAAGAGUAUCUGUGUGUGUGUUUAUUUGUGUGUGUGUGUGUGUGUGUGUGUCCAUGCAUUCCACUAGUGAGGGAAAAACAUUCCACAGGAAAUGAUCUAAAUGCGGUCGUUCAUCUCAGUUCAGUAAUAAGCGCUGGUUACAUGGCUGUAUGUUUGGCUCAUUGACCGCGACGUAAGUGAGAGAUUUAGUGUGUGUACAAAAACCACACAAACUUGUUAGAAUUGUAUUUCAUUACUGAAAGUUACUUAAUAAAUGACAGAAACGCUGUGAUUAAAGGCUGAGGUGGUGAAGAGAUGCAGAAGAGUUGUGAUAAUGUGACGGGACUCAAAUUUCACACGGCACGCAAGCAAAAGAAGAAAGAACUACUAUUUUUAUAGUGAACAAUGAGGGUUUUUCUUUUCAAAGUUCUUCUGGAAACAGUGUGAGAUGGUUGUGCGCUGCAGCGAUGUUUCUGGAAGCACCUGGAGACAAACAUGACCUGCUUCUCCACUCGGUUUGGCCGUGGAUUCACAUCCGUCUGUCGCUGCGUGUGGAGCCACUCGUUAAAUCAGUUACAGAACGACCGUCAGGAGAGAGACAUUAAUCAUCUGUCCUUCACACAGAGCCGGAACAAACGGCCUGUUCUCUUCCUGAAUUCACCUUCACUCGGGAAUUACAGCUGAAGUCAAAAAUUAAGACAAAAAUGUGAACCGAAGGUUAGCAGCCUGUAUAAACAGAAAGUCAUCAGGAUCGACAGAGAAAGUUUCCAUGAGCCCAAUGAGUGAUCGGUGCUCUUUUAUAGGGACAGAAUAAUAAACCAGUUUUUAUACAAUAAUCAGAGAAGGUAGUUUGGCAGGAAAAGAAUGCACAUUUAUGAGUAAUGCCAGCGCUGACCACAUUAGCUGAGAACAAGCGAAACUAUUUACAGUCAUCACCAGAAACAGGCUAUCUGCAGAGUUCACUACAUUGCAUGUGCAUUCAAAUGAAAUACCAUACUAUAUAUGCCUAAUACAUCACGUGAUAUUUUCCAAUAUACUGCAAUAUAUUUUUGUUUCAUAAGGGAGAGCUGGGACUGCAGAUAGAGCCCACUCUCUCACUUCACUCUGUUCACUGAUUUAAUGUUUACUGAUACACUUUCGUUCCUCUUUAUUAGUGUAGUUACUCCUCCAUCACCCUGAGAAAAACUUGAGAUUUACUAAAGAUAUCUUAAUGCCCUUUUAGAUGUUGGCUCUUAAUAAACUCUCCUUUUGGCAUCUUCACUUCAAGACCCUAUGGUUUGGUUCCCCUCUACAAAAUAGUGGAUUACUCAGUUAAUAUUUCUCAAAGACAUUUAAUAUUUUGGCUUUCAUCCCUAUGCAUGUCUUUCUUCAAAAAAAUAAAUCCACAAAAUCAAAAUUUUGAGCCAGGGAUUUUGAACUUUGGUUGAUGUGACCUGAGCUUUUACAUUGUGCUUUUUUGUGUCAUUAUCAGUUUGUGGCCAAAGGCUGAUGUCACAUGAAUUCAGCUGUAGGUGAGAACAGAAAGAGAAGGACUUGUGAAACGCACGUGAUCUCUGUUGGAAGUGUUCUUCUGUCCUCGGUGUAACAGCGCCCCCUGGCGGACCAACGCGGCGCUGCUGUUCUCGUGACUCGGAUUCA